Volvox carteri f. nagariensis is the source of this 510-nucleotide messenger RNA. RefSeq lists its product as uncharacterized. The transcript has 3 exons. The coding region runs from base 1 to 510 and encodes 169 amino acids. NCBI's taxonomy places the organism in Eukaryota, Viridiplantae, Chlorophyta, Chlorophyceae, Chlamydomonadales, Volvocaceae. The record is from RefSeq and is a predicted model, not a curated record.
AUGGAGACGGGCAUCUACGCGGUGUGGCGCAGCAGCAAGGGCGGGGACUGCACCCGCAUCGCCCCUUCGGCCCGCUGCUUCUGCAACCACAGCUACGCGGACCACUUCUUCGUGUCACCCAAGGCGCCGUACCCGAUAUGCAAGGCCUGCUCUUGCCGCGCAUUCGCCUUCGUGCCCUCGCGGCCGGAGGAGGUGGGUGAGUGGUGGCUACCCCGGCGCAAGGGUUUCAACGUGCACACCUGGCGAGCCAAGUGCCGCUGCGGCCACGGGCAUGACGAACACGACCCCAACGCCAGGAGGUGCCGCUGCGGCUGCUCCAUGUUCCAGUCCAACUUUGCAUGCCUGGUAUGCGACCUCAAGUGGGAGGACCACGAGACGGUGUUUGAGAGCGCCACGGAGCGGCUGAUGGCGGGCAGGCCGGUGGGAGAGGACUUCAGGCCCCUGGCGGACGACUCGGCCAUCAGGGAGCUCGUGUUUCCGGGAGAACAUGGGGCGGCGGCGGUGGACUGA